This is a messenger RNA of Bursaphelenchus okinawaensis, 1968 nucleotides long. The record is from the annotation of a GenBank genome assembly. Lineage: Eukaryota; Metazoa; Nematoda; Chromadorea; Rhabditida; Aphelenchoididae.
AUGGGGAUAAAGAUGCGCGAGAUGUUGGGACUGAUAUGUUUGGCCAUGAUGAUAAGGGUGACAGUGAGCUGCAUUCCUUCUGGUAAGUUUUCGUAUGUUUGAUAUAGGUUUUGUAGGUAUAGAAGGAGGUUUACCAACUAUAUAUCUGAGUUUACCAAAAGUUUGUUAAGAUAUAGCUCGGUGAACUUACGUUAUAUUACUUUAACCUUUGUUUCUAAACUUUUUUUUAUAAAAAAACAUACUGUGACGUCUCUACCACAAAAAAUAUACUGUAAUUGCACGUUUAUUGCAAAAAGCAUACUGUAGUUUCUCAUUUUGCAUAGGAUUUUGUCAUCUUGUAAUAAAUACGCUUUAACCCUUCAGGAGUAGGUUGUGGUUGCCCAUCAUGUCCUCCAUGCCCACCUCCUCCAGUGACAUGUCAAUGUGGUGGCAGUGCGCCAAGUUGUAGCCCUUGCUCUAGCUACAGCAAUGAUGGUAUGUUUUGUAAUUGUAAUUUUGUUUGAUUUUUUGUUUUAAAUGUUCAAAAUGACACUUUUUAUGUAAUUAGACGUUAUGUCAAUUUCUAUAUAGAAAGAUAACGAAAUGUCAACUUUUCCAAUAACAAAUCAACGAAGUGUCACUUUUUCAUUUCAUUAAACAUUUUCAGCCUACCAACAAUCACUUCCUCAGCCGUCGUAUAUAAACUCGCCAGUAUCAUUGACCAACAAUCCUUCUGUUGGCCUGCCAGCAUAUCCACCCCCACCAUCGGUACACCCAAAUGAACCUCAAUAUCAACAAUCAACUGAUAACAACCAGAGUCCGUCAAUUGGAUCAGCAUACGUUGCUGCUGUGUCUGACAAUGGCAAUUAUCCUAGCGGCAACAACAACUACCCGCAGAUACCACCAUCGCCUCAGGUGUUUGGAAGUGGAGAUACUAGGUAGGUUGGUUUGUUUAUGAUGGUGGCUAUUAUUUAAGUAUACAUAUAGUUACAUAUCGGUAUUGUGUUUUUUUUGCUUAUCAUACUAAAUUAAGCUUUUACAGUUCGUAUAACCGAGGCUACAACGUGGUAACCUAUCAGAUCAACAACAACGGCGAAGCUACGUUGGAACAAGCAGUAAGGUACUACAACAAAGAGUCUAGUGAACAUAUCCAGUUACCUCCACGCGACCCACCAGCUUCAGAGUACAGUAAUCCACAAGACUAUGCUUAUCAGAAUACCAUAACUUCUGAUGUCAACAUGAACAACAAGUACAACGAAGAUACGAACCGACAUUACAAUGAAGAUACCAAGAGCACACAAACCAAUUCUACGAUUAGCUACACAGGCUACACUGCUCCACUAACAGGAGCAUAUACCGGAUACACUGCCCAGCCAACAGUCCCAACUACUAUAACAUACGAUGGUAACAAUACAGAAGCCAAAGCAUAUGGAUCGGGUACUCACGUAGCUGUGCAGCCAUUGUUGCUACUGAACGGGUAUCACAUGUACGAAGGAGAAGUGUGUGCUGGAGUCACGAUGGGACGGUCGGUGGAAGAGAACGCUGACAUUGUGGCUGAGAAGUGUGCUUCUAUCAACUGUGCCGCUGCCAAUCUGAGGCCACUACUGGAUGGAAGAUACGAAGUCAUUUACUUGAAGACUGUCGAUUUGAGGAAGGCUUCGAGAAGCUACGAUUGUGUCAGUAGUAAGUUAUUCAUUAUCAAGAUAAAAUGUCAUACUGAAACUUGGUUACCAAAAUUUACCCUUUCAUAACUUCUAAGCUUGUCUAUGUUAAUAUAUGAUUAACUUGUAUAGUCAAGUAGUUAAAAAAAACGAUUCAAAACGUAAUGAAGAUAUUGUAGAUCGAGAUGUGACGGUAUUCGAGAAAAGCUUGAAGGAGAAGCGAGAGUUGGAGCGAGAACUUCAUCGUCGCAACCGUCUAAAUCGUAUUAAUGGUGCUGCUGGACUGAGAGCACGUCCAACGACUGUAGAACCAAAAGGUCGAUAUUAA